CCAACCUCCACAACAUCUCCAACCUCCACAACAUCUCCAACCUCCACAACAUCUCCAACCUCCACAACAUCUCCAAGUAUUGUAACUCCCUCCUCAUUUGCCGACCUCAUCACAGGCUAUCUUCUCCAGUCUAUCAUGAAUGCUGUUGCCAGACUCAUCCACCUUACUAACCGUUCCAUAUCUGCCAUCCCCCUCUGCCAAUGCCUUCACCGGCCUCCAUUCAGUGUCCUCCAUCCCUCUCUGCUGAUCCGUCCACUGGCCUCCAUUCCGUGUCCUCCAUCCCACUCUGCUGAUCCUUCCACUGGCCUCCAUUCCGUGUCCUCCAUCCCUCUCUGCUGAUCCCUCCACUGGCCUCCACUGA
Staurois parvus is the source of this 361-nucleotide messenger RNA. The record is from the annotation of a GenBank genome assembly. Lineage: Eukaryota; Metazoa; Chordata; Amphibia; Anura; Ranidae.